CAGCUUUAACAGAAAUUGAAAAGGUCACAAAACUACUAUCAUCAACUACAGGUCAAGCAUUAUCAUCUCAAGAUGUUAUUUAACGGAAUCCUCUCUCUGUCGAUCCAUCUAGAUAUACAAAUUUCUACAUAACUGGGAUAAAUAGUAACAGAGCAUACUACAGCAACAUGCAUUGAAUAGUCAGUAGCCUGCGGACCCACUUAUGGGGUCAAACCAAAGUACUCCAAGAAUAUUAUCAAUCCCAACAAUAUUAUCAACCACUGUAUGCUAUAUCUUACUAGUUACGAUGUUCCGAUAUCAUUAUCAAGAUCAGAUAUGUCAUUCUUCAUACUCUAAAAAAAGGCCGACGUCAUUUGAUAUUCUAGUCCAUAGCAUCCCUUUUUUCAGUGAGCAAAAAAAGGAAAAAACUUAAUCAUUGUGAUAUUUCCUUCUUAUUCCUUAGACUGGAUGGAACUUCUAGGAAGAAACCUCAUGAUCACGAAGACUGAGAGUCUUCCUUGUAUUGUAGACAACAAUGAAGAAACGCAGUUCAACCACACUGAUAUUGUAUGUCGCGCUCCUAGUACUGUUCUUAGUAUCUCAGAUCAAGGUCUCACAGAUCUUCAAACUACUAGCAGCUAUUUAUUCUACAAGGAGGGAUCAAGGAACAAUACUUCCGAUCUCAUUGGGCCCGCAGGCCGGGGCAAAUGCAGGCCCAACUUUGGCCAGCCCAAUCAUCUGCAACCGAUCUCAUCUUAGUUAUGAUAUCUGUUCAAUCAACGGCCCAACUUUGCUCGACCCAAAUGUGUCCACCUUCUAUGUCACGGGCCCCAUCAACUCAACACCUCAGGUGGAAAAAAUCCAGCCUUACCCUCGAAAAUGGGAUCGUUACAGAAUGUCCAACAUCAAAGAAAUCAAUCUAAUCUCAGGCCCAUCAAACUCACCAUGCAUGGUCCAACACACUGCCUCAGCCCUAGCAUUCAGUGUAGCGGGGUAUGAUGGCGAUUUCUUUACCGACUUCUACGAUGAAUUCAUUCCACUCUUCAUCACCAUCAAUUCGGUCUUCUACACUAGAGACUAUGUCCUUGUGAUAUCAAAUGCACACGAUUGGUGGAUGUGGAAGUACGCAGAUUUGCUCCAAAGCUUCACUAAGCACCCAAUUAUAAAUCUCGAUAAUCAGACGACCACCCAUUGUUUUCCUUCAGCCACAAUAGGGCUUAUAUCACUUGAUCUAAUGGCCAAAAACCCAAAACCAUUACCAAACUUGAAAACAAUCCUACCUUUCCAUGCACUACUACAGAAAACCUACGGUCAAAACCAAAACUCCAUUUCUACCCCACUAAAAUCCCGACCGCAGCUUGUGUUAGCAGGGCGGAAGGGUGCAAUCGGGCGGUUGAUAUUGAAUCAGGUGGAGGUGAAAAAGGUUGCGGAAGAGUUGGGUUUUGAUGUCAUCGAAUUCGAGCCGAAGUAUGCCACAUCCAUGCGCAGAGCGUAUGAAUUAAUGAGUUCAAGCCAUGCAAUGAUAGGGGUCCACGGUGCAGCGCUCACUCACUUCUUAUUUCUCAGGCCAGGCUCGGUGUUUAUGCAAGUGGUACCAAUUGGAACGCAAUUGCUGUCGGAAGUGUGUUUUGGGAUUUUAGCAAGGGAGAUGCGGUUGGAGUACAUGGAGUACAAAAUUGGAGUGGGAGAGAGUAGCUUGGUGGAGAAAUAUGAGAAGGAAGAUAUGAUGAUAAAGGACCCGGAGGCUUUUUUGGAAAAGAAGGGUUGGUCUAGUGAAACAGUGGAGCCAUAUUUGAAGAAACAAAAUGUGAGAUUUGAUUUGGUUAGGUUAAGAAAACAUUUGAAGAAGGCCUUUGUGAAGGCAAAAUCAUUCAUGGAGAGAGAGGGUUAGAAUUUGUUAUUGCGGCCAUUUGCUCUGUGAAGAGAAGGCAGUUCAAAAGGAAAGAGGGGGGAUUGAGUACUCAAGUAAAGAUUUGAAUUGGAGAGAAAAAAGAUUCAAGUUUUCUAAAUUUGCCCACAAUAAGCAUGUAAAUUUUUAUGUUUCAUUAUUUAAAUAAGUAAAAUCUCCUAGUUUUUCAAUCUACUACCCUACUCAGCUCAAUAUUUAUUUAUACUUUCUACUAUCAAACACCUUAAUACUUACAAAGAGUAAUGAAGUCAUAAAC
Rhododendron vialii is the source of this 2144-nucleotide messenger RNA. Its product is annotated as xylan glycosyltransferase MUCI21-like. Bases 515 to 1870 code for a protein of 451 amino acids. The record is from RefSeq and is a predicted model, not a curated record. Gene Ontology annotation, molecular function: glycosyltransferase activity. The transcript is spliced from 2 exons. NCBI's taxonomy places the organism in Eukaryota, Viridiplantae, Streptophyta, Magnoliopsida, Ericales, Ericaceae.